Messenger RNA from Fonsecaea nubica, 726 nucleotides. RefSeq lists its product as hypothetical. The record is from RefSeq and is a predicted model, not a curated record. NCBI's taxonomy places the organism in Eukaryota, Fungi, Ascomycota, Eurotiomycetes, Chaetothyriales, Herpotrichiellaceae. The transcript has a single exon. The coding region runs from base 1 to 726 and encodes 241 amino acids.
AUGCCAGAACUGCAAGAGCUGGAAAUCAAUGGAAUAUGUAACCACAUCCCUAUCACGGAUCUUGUGGGCCCAAAUCUACGCCGGCUCCGGCUGCAUCGCGAGAAUCCCAGGUUUUCGGUCUACGGCAAAGAGAGCCAGCGCAGCCACACUGACAUCCUCGCGACGGCGAAUCUCGCACCAAAUCUUGAGUGGUUGGAGUUGGAUAUAGGCAACAUCGAGAAUUUGUGGCAUCCCACCGCUAUCCCUGGCGUGGAUGUGGACGUCGAACAAUAUGCGUUUCUGAAAGCUCUCACUAAGUUUGGGCAUUUGCGAUUCCUCCGCCUAUUCCCUCCAUUCGCACCCAUGACCUCUCAGCCUGCGGACCACUGGGUGCCACAUGUUGUACCGGUCACGGAUGACCAGGCUGUCCGCAUCUUCGAGCAACUGCACCGAGAGCGCCCCUCCUUACAAAUACUGUCCAUCGCUGCAGCUCCAUCCUUCAGUGACGUUGACACGAUGCAUUGGGAAGUCACGCAACAAGGAGAUCAAACUGUCCUGACGACCGGCCACAGGAACCGACAUUAUAACCACUGUCAAACCUGGAUUGGCCAGCGGAGGGUACGAAGCGAAAUCAAACGCUUCAGCACGCCGCAGACAUACCUGCCCGACUCUGGUGGCUGGAUGCUCGAGCGAAAUGAUUUUCGUGUAAACCGUCCGUUUCCCUUUGCUGAUGAGGUCUACAGAUGA